Seminavis robusta is the source of this 846-nucleotide messenger RNA. The record is from the annotation of a GenBank genome assembly. Lineage: Eukaryota; Bacillariophyta; Bacillariophyceae; Naviculales; Naviculaceae.
AUGUUCAACUUUUUUGGAAAGAAGAAGACCGAGCCAACCACGGUGUCGUCAACACCGACGACAACCACCACAGACUCUCAGACAACCAUUGUGAAGCUUCGAACAGCAAUCAAGACACAAGAAAAGAGAGAAGAGCACAUUCUAAAAAAGGUGGAAGCCCAAGUGGCAGAAGCCAAGGCUAAAAUGGCCAAGGGCGAUAAAAAGGGAGCUCUGUUUGCCAUGAAGCGAAAGAAGAUGUAUGAGGCAGAAGCAGACAAGAUUCAAAAUGUCAAAAUGACAUUGGAGACCCAAGCAAUCAACCUGGAAAGUGCGGCACAAAAUGCUGCCACAUUUGAUGCCAUGAGAUCCGGUACCAAUACCAUGAAGAAAAUCCGUAAUGACGUGGGAAUAGAAAAGGUCGAUGACAUUAUGGAUGAAAUGAAGGAAGAAAUGGAAAUGGCCGAAGAAGUCAACAAUGCCAUUGCCCAACCGGUGGAUGGUCUCAUGGCAGACGAAGACGAAUUGUUGGCAGAAUUGGAGGGUUUAGAGACGGCCGAUUUGGAAGCCGAAUUGUUGGCACCGCCCAAACCAGUCGAAGAUUUGGGGCUUCCAUCUGUCCCGGCUUCCAAACUGCCCCAACCCAAACUCGCCAACGACGAAGCAGACGAACUCAAAAAGUUGGAAGCCGAAUUGGCGGGUCUAUAACAGUUUGUUGGAACCAACAACACCAUCCACAAUUCACAAAACAAAUCGCUUUUCCUUCGAGCCAUUGGUAGCAAAUAUUAUCCUUACAUAGCGCACUAAAACUUUGGCCAACAUACCACCGCGACAGUUUCCUCUUUUGGGGACGAUGUGCCACCUACCAAA